Molecule: messenger RNA, 858 nt
Organism: Oncorhynchus tshawytscha (Chinook salmon)
Lineage: Eukaryota; Metazoa; Chordata; Actinopteri; Salmoniformes; Salmonidae
Product: protein rtoA-like
Exons: 3
Coding region: 1-858 (285 amino acids)
Source: RefSeq, a predicted model, not a curated record
AUGUUGCUCAAAGCGCCCUCGGAGAAGUCUAGUCAGAACUCCCGUGGCUCCAGUCAGAACUCUGGCUCCAGUCAGAACUCUGGCUCCAGUCAGAACUCCCGUGGCUCCAGUCAGAACUCUGGCUCCAGUCAGAACUCCCGUGGCUCCAGUCAGAACUCUGGCUCCAGUCAGAACUCCCGUGGCUCCAGUCAGAACUCUGGCUCCAGUCAGAACUCUGGUUCCAGUCAGAACUCCCGUGGCUCCAGUCAGAACUCUGGCUCCAGUCAGAACUCCCGUGGCUCCAGUCAGAACUCUGGCUCCAGUCAGAACUCCUGUGGCUCCAGUCAGAACUCCCGUGGCUCCAGUCAGAACUCCCGUGGCUCCAGUCAGAACUUUGGCUCCAGUCAGAACUCUGGCUGCAGUCAGAACUCCCGUGGCUCCAGUCAGAACUCCAGUGGCUCCAGUCAGAACUCCCGUGGCUCCAGUCAGAACUCUGGCUCCAGUCAGAACUCUGGCUCCAGUCAGAACUCCCGUGGCUCCAGUCAGAACUCUGGCUCCAGUCAGAACUCCCGUGGCUCCAGUCAGAACUCUGGCUCCAGUCAGAACUCCCGUGGCUCCAGUCAGAACUCCCGUGGCUCCAGUCAGAACUCCCGUGGCUCCAGUCAGAACUUUGGCUCCAGUCAGAACUCUGGCUGCAGUCAGAACUCCCGUGGCUCCAGUCAGAACUCCCGUGGCUCCAGUCAGAACUCCCGUGGCUCCAGUCAGAACUCUGGCUGCAGUCAGAACUCCCGUGGCUCCAGUCAGAACUCCCGUGGCUCCAGUCAGAACUCUGGCUCCAGUCAGAACUCCCGUGGCUCCAUGGUCAAGGCCAGCUGGUGA